ACUCACGUAACGAGAAACCCUAAAAGCUCGAUUGUGUCUUUCUCUUUCGUUAGCUACUCUCUACGGUUUCAGUUUCUUCCCUCCCUGUCUCAGGAACAAACAGUUGCUGCGGAAAUUGAAAAUGGCCCCAAAGAAAGGAGUCAAAGCGGUUACCAAGAAGAAGCCGGAGAAAGUAACAAACCCACUUUUUGAGAGGCGUCCAAAACAGUUUGGAAUCGGGGGUGCAUUGCCACCGAAGAAGGAUCUCACGAGAUACAUCAAAUGGCCAAAGUCCAUCCGCCUCCAGAGGCAGAAGCGUAUUCUUAAGCAGAGGCUUAAGGUCCCACCAGCACUCAACCAGUUCACCAAGACCCUUGACAAGAACUUAGCAACUUCUCUCUUGAAGAUUCUCCUCAAGUAUAGGCCUGAGGACAAGGCAGCCAAGAAGGAACGUCUUCUCAAGAAGGCUCAGUCUGAAGCCGAGGGAAAGCCUGCUGAAUCGAAGAAGCCAAUCGUUGUGAAGUAUGGUCUUAACCAUGUUACAUACCUCAUUGAGCAGAACAAGGCGCAACUUGUGGUGAUUGCUCAUGAUGUGGACCCGAUUGAGUUGGUUGUCUGGCUGCCUGCACUCUGCAGGAAAAUGGAAGUUCCUUACUGCAUUAUCAAGGGGAAAUCAAGAUUGGGAGCGAUUGUCCACCAAAAAACAGCAGCUUGCUUGUGUUUGACAACAGUGAAGAACGAAGACAAGAUGGAGUUCAGCAAAGUCCUUGAGGCCAUUAAGGCAAAUUUCAACGACAAGUAUGAAGAGAACCGGAAGAAGUGGGGAGGUGGGAUAAUGGGAUCCAAAUCACAGGCCAAGACUAAGGCUAAGGAGAGGGUUCUAGCCAAAGAAGCUGCUCAGAGGAUGAAUUAGACUAUCUUCCUAGAUAUUCACCUUUUUUUUUUUGAUGAAUCUAUUUUUUUUUAUGUUUUACAUGAAAGUUUUUGUUUUAGCUUGUUGGGUCUCUCUUUAUGUCAUAUGCUUUUUGCCUGAAUAUUUGGACUUUACUUUUUGAUAAGACUGAUAAAAAGAAGCAUUUCUCUGAA
Raphanus sativus (radish) is the source of this 1065-nucleotide messenger RNA. Its product is annotated as 60S ribosomal protein L7a-2-like. The transcript has 7 exons. Bases 122 to 892 code for a protein of 256 amino acids. Gene Ontology annotation, cellular component: ribonucleoprotein complex. NCBI's taxonomy places the organism in Eukaryota, Viridiplantae, Streptophyta, Magnoliopsida, Brassicales, Brassicaceae. The record is from RefSeq and is a predicted model, not a curated record. Gene Ontology annotation, biological process: ribosome biogenesis.